Molecule: messenger RNA, 759 nt
Organism: Seminavis robusta
Lineage: Eukaryota; Bacillariophyta; Bacillariophyceae; Naviculales; Naviculaceae
Source: the annotation of a GenBank genome assembly
AUGAGUACUACCGGUGUGCAAGAGAAGCCUCGCAUUUUGGCCCUGUUUGAUGUGGAUGGCACUUUGACAAUUCCCCGCGGAGAGAUCACUGAAUCCAUGCAGACGUUUAUGCAGGACUUGAGCAAGAAAGUGACGGUUGGCAUUGUUGGAGGAAGUGAUCUACCUAAGCAAGAAGAGCAGCUUGGCGCUGGAAUUGUGAAGAUGUUUCCUUAUAACUUUAGCCAGAAUGGUCUUGUUGCCUACAAGAAUGGAGAAAUCCAAGAGAUCCAAACCAUUUCCAAGCAUUUGGGCGAGGAUAAUGUCAAGCGCAUUGUCAACUGGGUCAUGAAGUAUCUCGCUGACACGGACCUCCCCAUCAAGAGAGGAACCUUUAUUGAAUUCCGAAGUGGAAUGUUCAAUAUUUCUCCCAUUGGUCGCAACUGCUCUCGUGAGGAACGUAACGACUAUGAAAAGUUUGAUUUGGAACACAACAUUCGCAAGAACAUGGUGGAAGCCAUGAAGAAGGAAUUUGCUGACUUGGACUUGACCUUUAGCAUUGGUGGACAAAUUUCUUUUGAUUGCUUUCCAACUGGGUGGGACAAGACCUACUGCCUCAAAUUCUUGCCUGCCGGUGAUUUUGAUGAGAUCCAUUUCUUUGGAGACAAAACCUUUGAGGGCGGAAACGAUUUUGAAAUCUUUUCCCACGAACGAACCAUUGGACACACUGUGACAUCUCCAGAUGAUACCAAGGAACAAUGUACAAAGCUCUUCCUGAGCUAA